ACCACCGGAUUAUGUUGUGAUUGAUUGUUUGCUUGUUGGUUUAGACCAUCGUCCUUUUGGUUAUACACAUCAUGAGGUUUGUUUAUGCUAAGUGCACAAAUCUGCAAGAGAUAAAGCUAAUGCAUCACACAUUUCAUAUCCACAUGAAUGCCAAUCAUGUCAGAAUAAACGUGAAGUUGCCUAUAUUCAGUGAUCUUGUCUGUAACUGCAGGCGAGAUCUUCAGCAGAGAUGGAGCCACGGUGAACUGCUUGGCAGUUUUAUCAGUAUAAGUAGCAUCCUUAUUGUUCAUCCAUAAUUCAGAAAAAGUAGAACCCGCUUAAGGAACUCUGCAAAUAAUGGAGAAAGUAGCUGUUUUGCAAAAGACUCUGCCUGCUCCGUUUGUUGGAAUAGCAGUGUUCGUGAUCAAAGGAAAGAAGGUGCUCAUUGGGCGUCGCCUCUCCUCUGUCGGUCACAACACUUUUUUUGUUCCAGGCGGUCAUCUUGAGUUCGGGGAAAGUUUUGAGCAAUGUGCUGUGAGAGAGGUGAGGGAAGAAACCGGACUAGAUGUGGAGAACAUAGAGUUUCUGGAAGUGGGAAACAGUGUGAUACUAAAUGAACCCGAACCAGCACAUAUCGUUUGCAUAUUCAUGCGCGGAGCUCUGGUAGAUGGUGACCAAGUCCCUGAGAAUGUGGAACCAGACAAGUGUGAUGGUUGGGAAUGGUGUGACUGGGAAAACCUUCCCAGGCCUCUCUUUAGCCCCCUUGAGGAUUAUGUGCAGAGUGGUGCUAAUCCCUUCUCCAUUGCUUAAAUUCAAUGAGUAAUAACAUCUCAAACAGCAUUUGAAGAUUUCAAAUCUCUAGCUCAAUCAUGUGAUCUUAUAGUAUGAGUCAAAUUACUUCUCCCACGGUCUAUUACUAAACCAUUUCGAUCCCCCUUUGACUGUACAAGAAUAUGUGAAGCUCAGCAUGUCUCUGGAAUUACACCGGAACGUUUUUUUCU
This is a messenger RNA of Daucus carota subsp. sativus, 980 nucleotides long. Its product is annotated as nudix hydrolase 1. NCBI's taxonomy places the organism in Eukaryota, Viridiplantae, Streptophyta, Magnoliopsida, Apiales, Apiaceae. Gene Ontology annotation, biological process: dGTP catabolic process. Bases 337 to 789 code for a protein of 150 amino acids. Gene Ontology annotation, cellular component: cytosol. The transcript has 2 exons. Gene Ontology annotation, molecular function: 8-oxo-7,8-dihydrodeoxyguanosine triphosphate pyrophosphatase activity. The record is from RefSeq and is a predicted model, not a curated record.